This is a messenger RNA of Periophthalmus magnuspinnatus, 4590 nucleotides long. RefSeq names its product heterogeneous nuclear ribonucleoprotein Q-like. Gene Ontology annotation, molecular function: mRNA 5'-UTR binding. Gene Ontology annotation, cellular component: CRD-mediated mRNA stability complex; ribonucleoprotein complex; nucleus. Bases 144 to 1832 code for a protein of 562 amino acids. Lineage: Eukaryota; Metazoa; Chordata; Actinopteri; Gobiiformes; Gobiidae. Gene Ontology annotation, biological process: CRD-mediated mRNA stabilization. The record is from RefSeq and is a predicted model, not a curated record. The transcript is spliced from 11 exons.
CGUAGUACGUCACGAGCCGCCAUUUUGUGUCCGGACUCCGGAGUGUCCGCAGAGCAGAAGCCCCUUUUCUUUCCUUUUCUUUUAUUUACGCUCCACCGCCGCGGCAAACCGGGACCUCACGCUCACCACUACUCUGCGCUGAGAUGGCCACUGAUCAUGUGAACGGGAACGGCACAGAAGAGCCCAUGGACACUGCAGCGUCGGCAGAGCGUUCAGAGAGUUUCCCUGCCCUGCUGGAGGCUGGACUCCCUCAGACUGUGGCCGAGAAGCUGGACGAGCUAUAUGUGGCAGGUCUGGUGGCCCACAGUGACCUGGACGAGCGAGCCAUCGAGGCUCUGAAGGAGUUUAAUGAAGAAGGAGCUCUACAGGUUCUGCUGCAGUUUAAAGAGAGCGACCUGUCUCACGUCCAGAACAAAAGCGCAUUCCUCUGUGGUGUGAUGAAGACUUACAGACAGAGGGAGAAGAGUGGAGCCAAAGUGUCCGACACAAACAAGGGUCCAGACGAGGCAAAAAUCAAGGAGCUUCUGGAGCGCACAGGCUACACUCUGGAUGUGACCACGGGCCAGAGGAAGUACGGCGGUCCCCCACCGGAGAAUGUCUAUUCCUGCCCCCAACCUCCUGCAGGCACCGAGAUCUUUGUGGGUAAGAUUCCUCGGGACCUGUUUGAGGACGAGCUGGUUCCUUUGUUUGAGAAGGCGGGGCUUAUCUGGGACAUGAGGCUCAUGAUGAUGCCUCUGAGUGGAAUCAACCGUGGCUACGCCUUUGUUACCUUCUGCUCCAAGGAGGCUGCCAUGGAGGCUGUCAAACUGUACAAUAACUACGAGAUCCGUCCCGGGAAGCACAUUGGAGUCUGCAUCUCUGUGGCCAACAACCGUCUGUUUGUCGGUUCAAUUCCCAAGAGCAAGACCAAGGAGCAGAUCCAGGAGGAGUUUGCCAAAGUCACAGAGGGUCUGACGGACGUGAUCCUAUACCACCAGCCUGAUGAUAAGAAGAAGAACCGUGGCUUCUGCUUCUUGGAGUUUGAGGAUCACAAAUCAGCCGCUCAGGCUCGACGGCGCCUUAUGAGCGGGAAGGUCAAAGUGUGGAACAACAUCACGGUCACUGUGGAGUGGGCAGAUCCUAUUGAAGACCCCGACCCUGAGGUCAUGGCAAAGGUGAAGGUGCUUUUCGUGAGGAACCUGGCGAACGGCGUGACUGAGGAGGCGUUGGAGACGGCCUUUGGCGAGUUUGGGAAACUGGAGCGUGUCAAAAAGCUCAAAGACUACGCCUUCAUUCACUUUGAGGAGCGUGAGGGGGCAGUGAAGGCGCUGGAGGAGAUGAACGGGAAGGAGCUGGAGGGAGAGCAGAUAGAGAUCGUUUUCGCCAAACCGCCAGAUCAGAAGAGAAAAGAACGCAAGGCCCAGAGGCAGGCGGCCAAGACCCACAUGUACGAUGACUUCUAUUACUACCCUCCUCCUCACCAUAUGGCUCCUCCCUCCAGAGGGCGUGGCCGUGUGGGCAGCCGCGGCGGCUAUGGCUACCCUCAGGACUUUUAUGGCUAUGAUGACUACGAUUAUUACUAUGGUGAUUACCACGGAGGUUACCGCGGCUACGACGACUACUCUUACGGCUAUGAAGACUUCCAGGCUCCGCCCAGAGGCCGCGGGGCGCGUGCCCGGGGCGGAGCCUCUCCCGCAAGGGGGCGUGGCAUCACUGCAGGAGCGCCCAGAGCCAGGGCAGGCUUCCAGCAGCGAGGGGCGGGACCACGGGGCAGGGGAGCCCCGCGCGGAGUGCCCCCCAGAGGCCGAGGCGCGGACUCGGCUGUGCCCUCCUGCCCUGAAGACUGCUUAUGAAGCUCCCUCUGCGUGGCGCCCUCUAGCACCGGCACGCCAUUGGACCAGGGGUAAGGUCACCUGACUCCGUGGGCCAAUGGGAAGCGAGCAUCGGCCCACGCAGGAGUUUGAAAACUGGAGUGAAACGGCAGACUCAGAUGGUGCCAGCCAUUUUGAAAAGCUGUCCUUAUGGUCGGUCUACCUCAGUGAAGUGCAGUCAGGCCCAAACAUGGUGCUCUCUGGGUGAGGGAGACACUAUGAUGAUCUGUAGCAAAGUGGCUGAGUGGUUGGCACCUUUGCCUCACAGCAGGAGGAUCCUAGGUUUGAGUCCCAGACUGGAGUUUGCAUGUUCUGCCUGCUCCAGUUUUUCCCCCUUUCAAAAUCAUAGCUCCUGAUUUUGGAUCUCAAUAAAAUAAAAAGGGGAUAUUUUGCAUAAUAUAUAUUUCUAUGAAGUUUCUACAUGGCUCCCUCAUCAAAACCAUGCCUGAGGAGGUUUUAGAUCGUGCAUGUUUGAGUAAUCUAGUGAUCUCCCCCGGGCCCUAUUUAAACCCUCCUUAUGGUUGGCAGUACAAGCCUAUACAAGGCUCUGCCCACAAUCCUACAUCACCCAUGCUACCACAUGAUAAUUAUCCAUAAAUAUACAAAAACAUGACACAAAACUGUACACCGCUACUUGAAACCACUGAACACCACAUCUGAUUUGUCAUUAGUGGGAUGCGGCCAAGUGUUUUGAAAGCGUUCUGAAGGGGAGUGACUUAGCUCAAGAGCAAAGGGAGGAGGGACUUGGAGUCACGCAGAAAGACUUAUAAAACAUGUUAAUGUAUUGGGCAAAAUAUAGCAUUUACAAACAAAAGGUUACAUGGUGAUCUAUAUGUUAUGUGUAUAAUAACCCUAUUUAAUAUAAUACCCCCUCUUUAAUCUUUUAGAGAAGCAGAUUAUGUCUGUGUUCACCUUGCUUUUUCUGAAACUAUAGUGAAACCUCAACAUUCAAACUGAGGAAUUUGGUUCAGAAUGAGAGCAGCAGCAGAGUGGUUAGCACUUUGUUUCACUGUUUAACUAUGGACGCCCCUCUGGAUAGCAGGGGCCAAUUCUAGUGAUUGUCAAUUUUCAUUCAAAGUAAAGUAGAAUUUUCAGAUUUUCUGCACUUUAAUAAGAUGCAAUAUAGUGAUUCAGAUUCUUAGUUGUAUCUUCAUUUCCCUUACCCACAACUUCACUGAGGCUGGAGGGCUAACCACUCUGCUGCUGAGGCUGGAGGGCUAACCACUCUGCUGCUGAGGCUGGAGGGCUAACCACUCUGCUGCUGAGGCUGGAGGGCUAACCACUCUGCUGCUGAGGCUGGAGGGCUAACCACUCUGCCAGUCCUUAAGCUUGUCCAAACCCAGGCCACCUCUUCACUUUGAGCCUUAACUUGUUCAUGAGGUUCUAUGACUGAUUUAAAUUCUCUAUAAAUGGAAUGAUCCAAAUGUCUUCCAGUUCAUAAUGUGAUUUAAUUUUUACGCACUUCGUACCUACAUUUUAAGUGAGGUAAAGGUCAGAACAUAUUUCACACCAGUUUCGGUUUUGGCAGAUUCGACAGUGUAGCUUUAAGGCAACAGGCCCUGCACCUUAUGAGAAACGAGCGGUCUCUUAGAAUAUCGUUUAGUUUGUACCAAAUACAGUAGGAAAAGGCAAGGAAAAAUCAUUGUUAAAUUGGCAAAAGCACUUAUUUGCGCUUUCCUAAAGAAGUUGAGUUGAAGAUGCAUCCCACAAAAGUUUAACUUUGAAAAUCAUGAGUUAAAGCAGCACUAGCCCCAGUUUUGAAAGUUUAGUUUAGACCAGUUCGAGUCACAAAUCAGCUGGAACAUUAUGACUGAAUCCUGUUCAUUAGGCUGGGUCUAAACCUGGGUCUAAACCUGGGUCUAAACCUGGGUCUAAACCUGGGUCUAAACCUGGGUCUAAACCUGGGUCUAAACCUGGGUCUAAACCUGGGUCUAAACCUGGGUCUAAACCUGGGUCUAAACCUGGGUCUAAACCUGGACUGAGUAACUGCUGGUUGUAUUAAAGCAGCCUGUUUCCACAGGGCGAGCUGGUCAUAAUGUUUUGGCAGACCUUCUCGUUUAAAGGGCCCAUAUUACACUAUGGUCUCUUCUGUAGUUUCCUCAUCACAAACAGCCUAAAUCUGCAGGGUUUGUGUUUUAAACAUGUUUGAAUAAAACGCCAGCUGAGUUCUUAACUGAAAUCAUGCUGUUCCACCUUGUGAUGUCAUGUGGUAAUACAGGAAGUGCUCUGUGUUUUUAAACUCUAUACACGUUCACUAUAUUUCAGAAGAGAUGGGCAAUUCCAGGGCCAAAAUUAUCCAAAUGAUUAAAGAUAAAGGGUAGCUGUUAACUUAAACUACCACUUCAUGACAUCCCUAGGUGGAACAGAGCCCUUUGAGCUUUGGAGAUGUAGACGGACUAAUAACUCAGACAUAUGUGAAAACAAAACACAACUCGGGUAUGUUUUUGAGGAGUUAACUUUGUGUAAUAUAGGGCCUUUUAAAUACUGAUUAACCUAAAUUUUUUUGACUGAAGCUCAGUCACGACUCAGACCUGAAAGUCUCUAAACUUCAUUUUAAGUGUCAUGUUUUUCCUUAAGGAAUAUUUGUACUUUUGUUUACUCUAACAGUUUGUAUGGACUUUUAUUUUGAAGGGUCAAAUGUUUUAUUUUGAUAAAGAGUGUGUUUUUGCAUUCUCGCAAAUGGCUGUUUUAUAUUGUACAGAGACAAAACUUAUUUUUGUAAUAAAGUUUUUGACAUGAA